AUGGCGUUCACACCUGCUAAGCUUACAUCAAUGUGUAUGGUGGGUGAUAAGUGCUCCAUCCACGCUGGCCAUGACUUGCCCCUGCCUCCUGGGGAAGACCUUUUCAUCCUGCCUGAUGAGUAUAAGUCUUGCCUGAGACCCAAGCGCUCCCUGCUGAAGUCCCAUAGAAAUGAAGAACUGAACGUGGAGACACUGGUGGUGGUGGACAAGAAGAUGAUGCAAAACCACGGCCAUGGAAAUGUCACCACCUAUGUCCUGACAGUGCUCAACAUGGUGUCUGCCUUGUUCAAGGAUGGAACGAUAGGAGGAAACAUCAACAUUGCAAUUGUAGGUCUCCUUCUUCUAGAAGAUGAGCAGCCAGGGCUGGUAAUAAGUCACCAUGCAGACCACACCUUAAGUAGCUUCUGCCAGUGGCAAUCUGGACUGAUGGGGAAAGAUGGAACUCGGCAUGACCACGCCAUCUUACUGACAGGUCUGGAUAUUUGUUCCUGGAAGAAUGAGCCCUGUGAUACGUUGGGAUUUGCACCCAUAAGUGGAAUGUGUAGUAAGUACCGCAGCUGUACGAUUAAUGAAGACACAGGACUUGGACUGGCCUUCACCAUUGCCCAUGAGUCUGGACACAGCUUUGGAAUGGUCCAUGACGGGGAAGGGAACACGUGCAGAAGAUCUGAAGGUAGCAUCAUGUCCCCCACAUUGGCAGGACGGAACGGGGUCUUCUCCUGGUCACCCUGCAGCCGCCAGUAUCUGCACAAAUUUUUAAGCACUGCCCAAGCUAUAUGCCUUGCGGAUCCACCGAAGCCCGUGGCAGAAUACAAGUUCCCCGAGAAGCUGCCAGGACAGUUAUAUGAUGCCAACACACAGUGCAAGUGGCAAUUUGGAGAGAAAGCCAAGCUUUGCAUGCUGGACUUUAAAAAGGACAUCUGUAAAGCCUUGUGGUGCCAUCUCAUCGGGAGGAAAUGUGAGACCAAAUUCAUGCCAGCAGCGGAGGGCACCCUGUGUGGGCAGGACAUGUGGUGCCGUGGAGGACAGUGUGUGAAGUAUGGUGAUGAAGGCCCCAAGCCCACCCAUGGCCACUGGUCAGACUGGUCCCCGUGGUCCCCUUGCUCCAGGACCUGUGGGGGAGGAGUGUCUCACAGAGACCGGCUCUGCACCAACCCCAGACCAUCGCAUGGAGGGAAGUUUUGCGAGGGCUCCAUGCGCACCCUGAAGCUGUGCAACAGUCAGAAAUGUCCCCAGGACAGUGUGGACUUCCGCGCUGCCCAGUGUGCUGAGUACAACAGCAAACGCUUUCGGGGAUGGCAUUACAAGUGGAAGCCGUACACUCAGGUGGAAGAUCAGGACUUAUGCAAACUCUACUGUAUCGCAGAAGGAUUUGAUUUCUUCUUUUCUUUGUCAAAUAAAGUGAAAGAUGGGACUCCAUGCUCGGAGGAUAGCCGUAAUGUUUGUAUAGAUGGGAUGUGUGAGAGAGUCGGCUGUGACAAUGUCCUUGGGUCCGAUGCUGCUGAGGACUCCUGUGGGGUGUGCCAGGGCAAUAACUCAGACUGCACUGUGCACAGGGGCCUCUACAGCAGACAGCACCACACCAACCAGUAUUACCACAUGGUCACCAUUCCCUCAGGAGCCCGCAGUAUUCACAUCCAUGAAACGAACAUGUCUACCUCCUACAUUUCUGUGCGUAAUACCCUCAAAAGAUAUUACCUGAAUGGACACUGGACAGUGGACUGGCCUGGGCGGUACAAGUUUUCAGGCACUGCCUUCAACUACAGACGGUCCUUUAAGGAGCCCGAGAGCUUAACUUCUCCUGGACCAACCAAUGAAACGCUGUUUGUGGAGCUUCUGUUCCAGGGAAGGAACCCAGGUGUGGCCUGGGAGUACUCACUGCCUCGGUUGGGUGCCGAGAAGAAGCCCACUGACCAGCCCAGCUACACGUGGGCCAUCGUGCGCUCCGAGUGCUCUGUCUCCUGCGGAGGAGGACAGAUGACCACAAAAGAAGUCUGCUAUAGAGACCUGAGGUUCCAAGUGAAUGUGUCCUUCUGCAAUCCCAAGACCCGACCUGUCACUGGAUUGGUGUCUUGCAAGGUGUCCACCUGUCCUCCCAGGAGAUGGACAUUUUUGCUCCUGAUCAAAUUCCAAUCCUCUUUGCUGACCACGAAGGCACAUGUCCUUCCUUUGUCCCCAUGGGGCUGCUCUGGCCUCUCCCAGCCUUUGGUGCCCUGUGGCUGGGCUCUGAUCAGCCUGGAGGCCGGAGCCCCUGCUCUGCAUAAAUACAAACACGUCCCUCCUCCCUCCGCUGCACUGCUCUGGCCAACUGGAAUGGCAGGUGCAGGCACAGCGGGUGGCUCCUGCUUCACCUUCAGCUUGAAGGACGUCUCCGAAGAAUGGGAAGUAGGACCUUCAAACAUCUUAAUCCACAGCCUUCUCAUUUGUAACUUUGAUAGUAAAGGAGACUGGUUCAGCUGCUCAGAGCCCCGGCCUCCUGGUCAGCAUCCAGAGCCUGCCGGCGCAGGGUCUGUGUUCACAGUUGAAUUACUCCCAGCCAUGGGGUCGUCAACCAGAUGGGAUCCCCCAAAGUCAUCAGUCUCUGCAGGGGGUGGGGUGUUGGGGUCCAGGGGACUCCUUGCCAGGAAGGAUGUUCUUAACAUAUCAGCAGGAGCAUCGUGGCUCAAUAAGGGUGUCAUCAAUUGCUCUGGAAUCUACAAAUGUGGCUGCACGUCCACUUCGCAUUUAGUUGAUCAUAUUAUUUUGGCCUAUGCCUUUGUGACGUCUUACAAACCCAUAAGCAGAACCAUCCCUUUUACAGCCAACAUGCAUAGUUCAGAAACCAUCUACUUGCUUGCACCCUGUGGAAAUGAGAGAUAA
Molecule: messenger RNA, 2859 nt
Organism: Castor canadensis (American beaver)
Lineage: Eukaryota; Metazoa; Chordata; Mammalia; Rodentia; Castoridae
Source: RefSeq, a predicted model, not a curated record